Salvia splendens (bonfire salvia) is the source of this 1432-nucleotide messenger RNA. Its product is annotated as protein AGENET DOMAIN (AGD)-CONTAINING P1. The record is from RefSeq and is a predicted model, not a curated record. Lineage: Eukaryota; Viridiplantae; Streptophyta; Magnoliopsida; Lamiales; Lamiaceae. Bases 106 to 1155 code for a protein of 349 amino acids. The transcript is spliced from 4 exons.
UUAGAUUUUCUACCACGGAGUGCCGCCAUAGUUCAGACUGUUAGGUUUUUUCGGCUAAAAAUUCAAAAUUCUUGACACAGUGCCGCCAUUAAUCUUUGAUCUCCGAUGGCAGGCGGCGGCGAGAGCAGCAUCUUACGCUACUUCAAGAAAGGAGCCGAAGUCGAGGUAAACAGCGACGACGAUGGAUUUCGCGGGUCUUGGUUCGCGGCCACUGUGAUCCGUCCGCCGAAAGAUGAAUCCUCCAAGGUCCUGGUGGAGUACAAAACCUUGACGGAGGACGAGGCCGGAAAGCGACCGCUGAGGGAGCCGCUGCAGCUGGUGCAGCUGCGCCCUCCGCCGCCUCAGGAGAAUCGCACCUCCUUCGAGUUCAGCGACGAAGUGGAUGCAUACUACAACGACGGGUGGUGGGAGGGGGUGAUCACCCGGAAAUUCGAGGGCAAGGAUAAAUAUACUGUCUUUUUCCGUGGGUCGAGGGAGGAGCUGUCCUUCACGGCCUCGCAGUUGAGGCUGCACCGCGAGUGGGCCACGGGUGAGAAGUGGGUCCCGCCUUUGCUCCCCUCCUCCCACCCCAAUAAAACUCCGUUGUCAGCUGAAGCAGAAGACAGCACGGUGGCAACUGAGCAUAACUUUAACCCAGGAAACCAUGCGGAAGCCAGUAGCGAUGAAGAUGGUUUUGAAAAUGAAUCCAUACAGUAUCAUAAGACAACUCCGUCAUCAGCUGAAGCGAAAGACGGCAUGGUGGUGACUAAACAUAUCUUUAACUCAGGAGACCAUGCAGAAGCCAGUAGCGAUGAAGAUGGUUUUAAAGGUGCUUGGUUCCCUGUAACUGUUCUCGAGAAAACAGCAGCUGGAAAAUAUCUGAUUGAGUACAAAAAACUGAUGAACGAUGAUGGCACAGGCUUCUUGAGAGAAGAGAUCAAUGAACUCCAUUUAAGGCCAAGCCCUCCUGAUGUUGGAGUCGUUGACAGAUUUAAAGUCAAUGACCAAGUUGAUGCUUUUUACAAUGAUUGUUGGUGGGUUGGUAGGGUUACGAAAGUUCUUGUGAAAGAAAGGUACUCUGUGUACUUUGAGAACCCGCCUGAGGAAUUGAAGUUUGAGCAUUCUGACUUGAGGGUGCAUCAAGAAUGGAGAAAUGGCAAAUGGCAUUGCUCCUAAGGUUCUCAAAGUUGUAGCGGCCUCUCUUGUGCAAGUGUAAAUGCUUUAACCCUCUGCUUCUUCACUUGUAUCUAACACCUUACUUUUAAUUCUGGGCAUAGUAGCACCUUAAGGAAUUUGAUUUUGCCAUAUUCACCUCUAGCUUAUUAUGCUUUUGCUGUAACCUGUAUUUUUGAUGAACUAUCAGUCACAUUUUGAACCAACUUCUAUAGUAAUCCAACUGAUUACUCCUGAAGGGUUGUUAAAUGCAUUCAACUAUUUGGUGUGUUUUCCAUAA